This is a messenger RNA of Anopheles nili, 3241 nucleotides long. RefSeq names its product ribosome quality control complex subunit NEMF homolog (gene Clbn). Gene Ontology annotation, molecular function: ribosomal large subunit binding; tRNA binding. Gene Ontology annotation, biological process: rescue of stalled cytosolic ribosome; ribosome-associated ubiquitin-dependent protein catabolic process. NCBI's taxonomy places the organism in Eukaryota, Metazoa, Arthropoda, Insecta, Diptera, Culicidae. The transcript has 2 exons. Gene Ontology annotation, cellular component: RQC complex. The record is from RefSeq and is a predicted model, not a curated record. The coding region runs from base 1 to 3183 and encodes 1060 amino acids.
AUGACUAAAACGCGUUUCAAUACGUACGACGUAGUGUGCUCUGUAACAGAGCUACAAAAGUUGAUAGGCAUGAGAGUCAACCAAAUAUAUGAUAUUGAUAAUAAAACCUAUCUGAUUCGUUUGGCACGAAAUGAGGAAAAAGUGGUACUGCUGUUGGAAUCUGGUUUGCGUUUUCAUACAACCAGCUUUGAGUGGCCCAAAAAUAUGGCACCGUCCGGCUUUACGAUGAAAUUGCGUAAACAUUUAAAAAAUAAGCGCUUGGAGAGCUUGCAGCAACUUGGAGUGGAUCGUAUUGUGGACUUUCAGUUUGGCUCCGGCGAGGCAGCAUACCACAUAAUUCUUGAGCUGUACGACAGGGGAAACAUUCUGCUCACCGAUUGCGAACUGCGCAUUUUAAAUAUACUCAGGCCUCACGUAGAGGGAGAAGAGCUACGGUUUGUGGUACGUGAAAAGUAUCCUAAAGAUAGGGCUAAGCAGGACAAUGGUCCUCCGUCGAUGGAACAAAUCAAGGAGGCGAUUCAGAAGGCACAUCCUGGAGACACUUUGCGAACCGCAUUAAACCCGGUGCUGGAAUACGGUGCAUCGGUGAUCGAUCAUGUACUACACAGUCGUGGCCUAUUUGGUUGUCGCAUUGGUGGAGAGCUUCCAAACGAUCCGACGCUUCCCAAAAAGGUAAAAAAGAAGCAAAAAAACAUCGCAAAAGAAUUCUCUAAGGUAUUUGAUAUGGAGACGGAUAUGGCACCUUUGAUGAGCGCAAUAAAUGAUGCAGAGAACAUGCUUAGAGAAGCUCAGAGGCAACCAUCUGCAGGGUUCAUUAUACAGAAGAAGGAAAUCAAACCGAGCAAGGAGGGCGAAAAAGAGGAGUAUUACUUCACCAACUUGGAGUACCAUCCGUAUUUAUACAACCAUUACCAAGGAGAACCGUUCAAAGAAUUCGAAUCGUUUACUGUUGCCGUCGAUGAGUUCUAUUCGUCUUUAGAAAGUCAAAAGAUAGACCUAAAAGCAUUCGCGCAGGAACGGGAGGCGCUUAAGAAAUUGUCGAAUGUGAAAACGGACCAUGCGAAACGUAUCCAAGAGCUGACAAAGGUGCAAUUGGAGGAUCGAAAGAGAGCAGAAUUGAUUUCCCGGAAUCAAGAUCUGGUCGAUAAAGCAUUACUCGCGAUACAGAGCGCACUAGCUGCGCAAAUGUCGUGGAUUGCCAUACAGGAUUUAGUAAAGGCUGCCCAAGCAAACAAGGACCCUGUUGCGUCAUGCAUUCGGCAGUUGAAGCUUGAAAUUAAUCAUAUUUCUCUGCACCUCACCGAUCCGUACGCGUUUUUGGAUGACGAAAGUAGCGCAGACGAGGACGACAGCGAUCGUGAGGAUGACGAGGAAAAGCUCGAACCGAUGGUAGUUGAUGUUGAUCUGGCCCUGACGGCUUUCGCCAACGCGCGACGUUACUACGACCAACGACGAUUCGCGGCCAGGAAAGAACAGAAAACCAUCGAGUCUAGUUCAAAGGCUUUGAAGAAUGCGGAACGGAAAACGAUACAAACGUUGAAGGACGUCCGUACGCAGACGACAAUCUCCAAGGUACGGAAGGUGUACUGGUUCGAAAAGUUUUACUGGUUUGUGAGUUCGGAGAAUUAUCUGGUGAUCGGAGGACGAGAUCAGCAACAGAACGAGUUGAUUGUGAAGCGGUACAUGCGAUCUACCGAUAUUUAUGUUCACGCAGAAAUUCAAGGCGCCUCGAGUGUCAUCAUAAAAAACCCAACAGGUAAAGAAAUUCCCCCAAAAACGCUUCUAGAGGCUGGCACCAUGGCGAUCUCGUACAGCGUGGCAUGGGAUGCAAAGGUUGUGACCAGUGCCUAUUGGGUUUACAGUGAUCAGGUUAGCAAAACGGCUCCUACCGGAGAGUACCUCACAACCGGUAGUUUUAUGAUUAGAGGACGAAAAAAUUUUCUGCCACCAUGCCACCUUGUGCUGGGAUUGUCCUUUCUCUUCAAGCUAGAGGACAGCUCGGUGGAACGACACCGAGGCGAGAGAAGGGUUCGAACGUUCGACGAAGAAUCGAUCGCCAGCAAGGAUGACGUGCGAUCUGAAAUCUCCGAGCAAGUGGAUCAAGAAAUCAAGCUGGAAGAUGACGAAUCUGACCUGGAAGAGCAGCAUCAAGAGGAGAAACCGUCCAAAACUGAACAAGCGUUGGAAGCAACAACUAACAAAAAGGAUGUGCUUUCGCUAAAGGUUAAAAAAUUAUCAAUUUCGAAAGAAUCUUUUUCAAAGUCGAAUUCGUCAGAGGAUGAUGUGAAGGAGCAGGAAGCUAACGUUGUAAAUGAACCAGACAACGAUGACGUUGACGAAGACGGGGAGAUGCCCCAAUUUCCGGAUACGCACAUAAAAGUGGAACACGAUACCGGUAAGGUUUCGGUGCGAGCGGAUCCAAUGUUGAAGCGGGUAACUUUGAAUCCGGAUGCCGAAUCGGUCAUUUUCCUCGGUGAUGAUAAACCGUACAUCAUUCAACCGGCGGCUCCUCGCAAGAAGCAAAUAUCCAAGAGCAAACAAAAAGCAAAAGAUCAGAAGGAGAAAGAACAGAAAGCAAAGGAAAAACCGAAUGCUGCACCUAAGGACGACCAGCAAAAAAUGGGCCAAUUAAAACGCGGACAGCGGGCCAAGAUGCGCAAGAUAAAGGAAAAGUACAAGGAUCAGGAUGAUGACGAGCGAAAGCUGAUCAUGGAGAUACUGAAAUCGGCCGGUAAACAAAAGCCCGAUGAGGCAACAAACGAGGACACCGAACAUAACCAGCAAGGAAAAUUCGGCGGAAAAAGCAGUGAUCAAAAGCGUACGCCGCGGCUAAAGCCGGGCGAGUUUGAAGAACUAGGCGAUGAUACGCCGGCAGCGGCCGACCUAGAUAUGCUGGACACACUCACCGGUCAACCGGUGGAAGAGGACGAGCUGUUGUUUUCUAUUCCGGUGGUGGCACCGUAUCAAUCGCUGCAUAAUUACAAAUUCAAGGUCAAACUAACACCUGGCACGGGAAAACGUGGAAAGGCCAGCAAAAUGGCGUUGCAAAUUUUCCUCAAAGACAAGCAGUGCUCGCCACGCGAAAAGGAUUUGCUGAAAGCGGUCAAGGACGAAGUGCUGGCGAGAAACAUCCCUGGAAAGGUUAAACUGUCCGCGCCCCAGAUGCAAAAGGCUCGAAAGUGAUCGAGCUCGAUAAGAUUUAUUCAUGUUGUUGACCCUUGAGAGAUCGCGUGAUGUUAUU